CAGGAGGAGGAAGAAAGAAGGCAGGCUGCUGAAGCAGAAGCGGCAGCAAAAGAAGAGAGAGAGAAUGAAAAUUGAGAGUGGAGAAGGGAGCAGUGGUGGCACGAUGAAGUGGGAGACAGAUACUGAGCUGGAGAAGAAGAUCAGCGAGUGGGUCGCUAAUUUAUCGUUGGGGGAAGACGAGGAGGCGGAGUCCUAUGUGACUAAGGAUGAGAAGGUUGCGCUGGCCGCUGAGCUAGCAGCCAUGACAGGCCCAAUGGAACGAAGAGAGAGGGAAGACGAGCAAAAGUUAGCAUGGAAGUUGAGAAUGAAGAGGGAGAAGAAGGGGAGGAGAGAGGAAGUGAAUAAGAUCACCGCAACAGUGGCAAAGGUGCAGGAGUGUAGAGCGGAGGUGAUAGCCCAGCCAGAUGAUAAGGCCAAGUGGGACAAGGUAUUGGGCUAUCUARAGGUGUUGAGCAAGGCCUGGAUGGAAGAGCGCCAGGCAAGUUGGAGCCAAGAUGUAGCCUUGAGUGCCAUGCGGUCAGGGUUUAGAGACUUUGCGCGCGAGAUCGUCACCCAUAUUGGGGGCGAAGUCAAACAGUUGAGAGACAAUGUAGGGAAGUUUUGUGAGGGCGUCAUUCAGGGUGCCGCAGAGGGAGAGGCCAGGCCCCAUAAGGACCCAGUGAAGCUUAAGUUUCCGAAUGCGCACGGGGGAAAGAAGGAAGAAAAUUUUGACAACUGGGAAGCCAGUGUCAAUAGUUAUAUUUACUUGCAGCAUAUCCUGGCCGAGGAACAAGUCCUUGUGGCCUUCCAGGCCCUCAAAAAUGAAGCGGCUAGCUUCGCCAGGUCUCUUGCGCGUACAGCCGGUGUGGCAGAAGAGUUAAAAGAGAGAAUGCCAACCUGGGCCAAAAUGAAAAGGGAGAGUAAGGGACAACUGAUUUUGGUAGAUGUAGAGGUGUUCAGAAGUAGAGUAGGGGCCCUUAUAGACUCAGGGGCUACUCGUAGUUACAUUAGCCGUAGGGCGCUGAAGAAGCUGAGGCUGGGACUAAAGGUCCAGAAACUAGUAGACCCCAUAGUCAGUGUCCUCGCAGACAACCGCACGAUGCGCGUUGAGGACUACGUAGAGGGAGUCCAGGCGUACUUUCGCUUAGAGAAGAAUGGGAAAGUGGAGAAGGUCCUCCAUUCUUUGACUCUCCUCGUGCAAGAUGCAGGGGCCACACAUCAUUUGAGAGAGCAUGAGUGUAGGCUCCCUAGCCCGACAGGCGAAGUUAAGAUUGCCCGCUUAUUCCAUGUGUCGGGUGUAGACAACACCUUGGCACAUUGCUGUCUCAAUGCUCCCGCGUUCGCGCGAUUAGUCAAAAAGGAGCAGUUAGAAGACCAGGUCUUUGAAGUUUAUGUUAGACCUGUCACUGAGGCCGAGGAAAAGGAUAGCUCCACAGAUCCAACAAUUGCCAAGCUGCUGGAAGAAUUCAAAGACUUGACUGAGUCGCCGACAGGAGUAGUGUCACGACCCAUCCAGCACAGGAUAGAGAUAGAGCCUGGCAGUAGAACUCCUAAGGGUGCAGUCUACAGGAUGUCCCCUAGAGAGUUAGAGGAGCUUCGCAAACAGUUAGACGAACUCCUUGAAAAGGGUUGGAUCAGGCCCAGUUCGUCUCCUUUUGGAGCACCAGUCUUGUUUGUCCCCAAGAAGGAAGGAGAGCUUCGUAUGUGUAUAGACUAUAGGGGUUUGAAUGCGAUCACCGUGAAGAAUGCUGAGCCGCUGCCCAGGAUAGACGAUCUUUUAGAUCGGGUGCAGGGUUAUCCGUCUUUGCCAUUUGUCGUCACCACGGACGCGAGUCAGUAUGGGAUAGGCGCCGUGUUGCAGCAAGACGACGACAAUGGCUAUAGACCCGUAGAGUUCAUGUCAGCGAGGAUGCCCUGUGAAAAGGUUGCUGCCUCCACGUACGAGAGAGAACUCUACGCUCUCAGGCAGGCUUUAGAUCAUUGGAAGCACUACCAGCUUGGGAGACACUUCAAAGUGUAUUCGGACCACGAAACGCUUAGAUGGUUAAAGACUCAGGCCAAGAUGACACCUAAGUUGACUAGGUGGGCUGCAGAGAUAGACCAAUUCGACUUUGAGCUCAAGCCAGUGAAGGGCAAGUACAACGUAGUUGCGGAUGCUCUGAGUAGGAGAUCAGACUACUUUGGAGCUGUAGUACACUAUUUGGAUAUAGGGAGAGACCUGCAGGAGAAAGUGAGGCAAGCAUAUGUGCAGGACCCUAUCUAUAGCGACCUCCUAAAGAGAGUUAGAGAGGCCCCAGAGACUGAACCAGAUUACUGCACUACAGACGGGUUGUUGUUUGAGAAGACUAAUGUGUUUGACCGCCUGUGCGUUCCCAACAGCGAAGAGAUCCGCAGUUUGAUUUUAGGGGAAUGCCACGAUACUGAAGGGCAUUUCGGUUGGCAAAAGACAUUAGCCAACCUGAUGCGUGCGUAUUUUCAGAAACAUAGCGUACCUGUUCAGAAAGUGGAGUACAGUUGGGGUGCAACGGAGGUGAAAGCUCUGCUGCCAGGUGUUCAAGCAAUUGUUGACAUCACAGAAACGGGAAGCUCUUUGCGGGCCAAUAAACUCCGGAUUCUUGACACGAUACUUACUUCUACUACACGACUGAUCGCCAACCACAAUUCAUGGAGCGAUCCUUUGAAGAGAGAGAAGAUAGAGGACAUAGCCAUGCUUCUUCAGGGUGCUGUGGCUGGCAGAGGCAAGGUGGGCAUGAAGAUGAAUGUGCAGAGACGAUUACUGGACGAUUUCACGAAGCUGCUGCCCGCGGAGCAGUCUCCGACAAUCAGCCCUCUUCUCGAUGACACGUAUUGUGCGAUUGAGGUGGUUUGCACCGUCGCCCAGGCGCGAGAUCUUCUGCCGAAAGUCAAGCGCCUUGGUGCCGAUGGCAUCUUCACAUACCCACUUGACGUGCUCAUUCGCUGACCAUAACUGGCAGCCAUUUUUGUGUUUACACAAACACGUAGUGAAAAUAGGUCUCUAAGUCUCUAACCAACGGGCCUGGUUCAGUUGGUGCGGGCCUAAUGAACUGUUGAAACGCAGACCUGAGUUCAAAUCCAGAUGGAUCAUGGACGUGCUAAUUCGCUGACAAUGCCUGGCAGUGAUUUUGUGUUUACACAAACGCGUAGCAAAACUAGGUGUACCAUCGUCGAACUGACGGCUCCCCGGUUAACCAACGGGCCUGGCUCAGUUUGUACACUUAAUGGACUGUUGAAAUGAAAUACAGACGUGAGUUCGAAAUUCGAAUCCGGAUGGGAGUAGGUGAAUAAUUUUUUUAUGAAUUACCGGGGACCGGUCGGUUCCACGAUGAUAUCUCAAGGCUGUUGUGUGUCCUUUUCAAAAAAAAAGAAAGAAAAGAGGAGAAGAAAAAAAAGGAGGAAGAGAGAAAAAAGACAAAAGAAAAAUAGCUCGCUAAGGGGGUAGCAAGGGCCCAAUACAAGCUAAGAAAUCUGGUAUGGAUGCUGCUGCGGACAGAGUGCGAGCCAUGGAGAAUGACGACACAGCGCCGACUGGCCAAUCACGCUGAGAAUCGCGCCGGCGGUGGUUGACCUGUGCUUCACCAGUGCCAACAUGAUGGGCCACAUACGGAGAAACGCAGUAUGGUCCAUCCCGCUGUCACUGUGGAGGGGCAAGAUCCAGCGCCAUUGCAGGUGGCCGGAGUCUGCAGAUGCUUUCUUUAACCAGCUGCUAUUUGACAAUAGGUUUAUAUGUGAUGUAGAGGGGGACCCGUACCCGUGGCAGGGCAGGGUGUGGGCAUUUGGGCGACAGUGGGCGGAGCAGGGGGUCUACAAAAGAGGACACGUGUGGGAUGCACAGAGGCGGGGGUGCUGGAGAAUGGAUGAAGAGAUGGUGGGUGCCUGCCUACACAGUUAUACAGGCUCCUGAGGCUGCAUGAGUUGGGGGAAGCUAUCCCGGACGAGCGGAUAGAGCUGCUGAAGCAAAGUGACCUGCAGCAAGGGGAACGGGUUAGGCAAAAGGGGGAGACUCGCCCAUGCACAGUGUACAGGAUAGAGGGGCCACAGGAAGCAGGGAGAUAGCGGGCUACAGAGUGGGCUGUAAGGACGGGCUACGAGGGCCUGGGCUGUCCUCUGGUGGGGAUCGAUUAGGAGGGACUGCCCUGCAAAUUUUUGGUCAACCUAUCCACGGUGGAGAUGGUGUCGUUCUGCAAGAGGGGCAAAUGGAGCGACUCGUCGGAGGUCUACCUCCCGUUCGGCCUCAGUGAGACCAGCAGACAGUUGGUGCUGGCACUGCUGGACCCCCGAAGAAUGAUUCCUCCCCCCGCCCCGAAAUACAAGAAGAAGACCAGAAGACAGUUGGUGCUGAAAAAAAAAAAAAAAAAAAAAAAGAAGAAGAAGAAGAAGACCAGAAUAUAGGUGGUGCUGGACCCCCCGAAGAAUGGUUCCGUCCCCCCCCAGAAUUACAAGAAGAAGAGUAUCCCGCUCCGGCACUUCACCGAUCAAUCCCCCCGAAGCAGGAUGUGGCUGAAGAGCUCAAGGAUAGAUGGACGAAAAGAGAAUGGAUUCCGCCGCUGCACUGAUCCCUAGAUGGACGCACCGGAAAGGGCAAAAGUAAUGCGCAAUUUUGUAACCUCUCCGCGACCAGAAGCAGGCAGGGCUGCUAUGGCGGAUUUGCCACCUGGCGCCGCUGGCGGUCCCCACAGCGCAACGGUUGGCAUCUAAGAGCCGGCAUACAGGGGGCCUCUGUACCAGACCGCGAUGCAGGCAGAUAGAAUCCAUUUCUCAUCUUUUCUUGCACUCCCCGUCGGUCACGGACUUCUGGAAAUGGCGGAUGACAGCUAUAAAGUAUAAAAGAUUGCAAAAAAGCGAAAUAAAAGUAACGACCAGGC
Molecule: messenger RNA, 4862 nt
Organism: Chara braunii
Lineage: Eukaryota; Viridiplantae; Streptophyta; Charophyceae; Charales; Characeae
Source: the annotation of a GenBank genome assembly